AUGGCCCUGUUGCUGCAGCUGCUGCCUCUGCUGCUCUCCUGGGCCCAAGGGGACCCCGGGGCUUCUCUGGACGGCCGCCCUGGGGACCGGGUGAAUUUCUCCUGCGUAGGGGUCUCGCACCCCAUCCGCUGGGCCUGGGCGCCUAGCUUCCCGGCCUGCAAGGGUCUGUCUAAAGGACGCCGCCCAAUCCUGUGGGCCUCGUCGAGCGGGAUCCCCACCGUGCCUCCCCUCCAGCCCUUUGCUGGUCGCCUACGCUCCCUGGACCCUGGUAUCCGGCGGCUGGAGCUCCUCUUGAGCGCGGGGGACUCGGGCACCUUUUUCUGCAGGGGCCGCCACGAGGACGAGAGCCGCACGGUGCUUCACGUACUGGGGGACAGGGCCUACUGCAGGGCCCCAGGGACUACCCCCGCGUCAGUGUAUCCCCAGCUCCUGAUCCCGCUGCUGUGCGCUGGGCUGCUGCUGGGACUGGGAGCUUUGGGCGUGGUCUGGUGGCUGCGCAGGCGCUCGCCCCCGCCCCCGCUUCGACCACUCCCCAGAUUUGCUCUGUCCCCCCCACAUAGCUCCACUCGUGAAAGCCGAGCCCCCAAGGCCAGUAAAGGAGGAGGAGCCCAGGAUUCCUGGGGACCUGGACCAGGAGCCGAGCCUGCUCUACGCGGAUCUGGACUAUAUGGCCCUCCGAAUGCCCCGCCGGCUGUCCACAGUGGUUCCUGCUGAUGCUGCCACCAUCUACGCAGUUGUAGUUUGA
Molecule: messenger RNA, 745 nt
Organism: Propithecus coquereli (Coquerel's sifaka)
Lineage: Eukaryota; Metazoa; Chordata; Mammalia; Primates; Indriidae
Gene: MPIG6B
Product: chromosome unknown open reading frame, human C6orf25
Exons: 6
Coding region: 1-714 (237 amino acids)
Biological process (GO): megakaryocyte development; blood coagulation; integrin-mediated signaling pathway
Cellular component (GO): plasma membrane
Source: RefSeq, a predicted model, not a curated record